GUCCCGGAAGUUCUCCGGCGCCGGCGCAGUGUACUCUUCCGCAAGCGCGGGAGUCUCGGUUUGCGGCUAGCGCCCUAGUCACGGGCUUGGUUUCCCGGGCGCGUUUGGCCUUUUGUGGUGGUAUGGCUCUCCGCGUGGAGGUAGCGGGCGGCCGCAGCGGAGGGGUUGCCGACACCCCGGGCGGCUUGUAGGAGGAGUGCAAGGGUCUUCAGGGGUCGCCGCGGUCUCGGCUUUCCUCCGUCGCCGUCGCAGUGCCUACGGCGAGGAUGAGUUCGGCCUGGGACGCGGAUUUCGAGAAGCAGCAUCUCUGGAUGUACCUGCAGGCACUGGGCUUGGAUCCGAGCGUUGGCACCACCGUCGGCGGGAAGUUGGUGUCUCACGCACGCCUUGGAGAGAACAUGUUUGACAAGCUGAACCGUGAUGCCUUUCAUAUAGUUUCUUAUUUUUUAUUUCAAACACUGGAUGAGUCUCUUGCCAAAGAAGUUUUCAGAGAUUGCUGGCCUCCAUUUGACCAAAAACAUGACACGGAAUUCCGGAAACAUUGCUGUGAAUGGUUAAAAGAGAUUUCUGCUGAAUGUGGGAGUAGUUUUCCUCAAGUUGUUGGCUCACUGUUUCUCUCUCCUGGUGGUCCUAAGUUUAUUCAUCUGAUGUAUCAUUUUGCAAGAUAUGUUGCGAUCAAAUAUAUUAAAACAAAAUCUUAUGAUUCUCAACGUUUUGCAGAAACAUUUAAUGUAAAGUCACAAGAUAUGCAUAAGUGCAUUGCCAGAAGCCAUGUAGCACGUAACAGAUUUUUACAAAUUUUGCAAAGAGAACAUUAUGUUACCCAGAAAUACCAGGAAAAUGCACAUCUGUGUGUUAAGCAAGUACGAAAUUUGAGAUCGGAAUGCAUGGUCCUACAAAACCAAAUUAAAAGACUGGACCCCUGUGAUGACCAGAGUAAUAUACAAGAGAAAAUUCAAAAGGUUCGGUCUUUGUGGACUUCUGUGAAUGAGAUUCCUGUGUUUUUGGAAAAGGAGAAAGAAGUUGUUAGUUCAGUCUUUAGUCAUGUUACCCAGUAUGCUUUGGAUGGAACUAAUGUUGCUGUUAAUAUUCCAAGGCUCUUACUUGACAGAAUCGAGGAGCAGAUAUGUCAGUUGCAGAUGGGAAAUGUUUAUGAGGCUGGAAAAUUGAACCUUUUAACAAUUAUUCAGUUGUUAAAUGAAGUCUUGAAAGUAAUGAAAUGUGAACAUUGUAAGGCUGGCCAAGCAAGACUGACAAUAGACCUUCAGUACCUUGAAAAAGAAACCAAAUUUCAGAGGGAAAGAUUAUCAGAUAUGAAGCAUAUGAGGCAUAAACUAAAAGAGAACGUCACUGCAAUAAGACAUUCUACCGUUGAAAAGGAAGGAAAAUGGCAUAAGAAGUGGGAAGGAUUUCUUGGUCUGUCUCCUUUCAGUCUAGUUAAAGGCGGGGCUUCAGCUGUGGAUCUUUUGCCUCCCAUGUCUCCCCUUUCGUUUGAUCCUGUGUCAGAGGAAGUAUAUGCAAAGAGUGUCCUUUUAAAGUAUCCUGCUUCACUUCCAGAUACACAUAAAGAACAUAACCAAGAAAAUGGUAGUGGAAGAGAAACUGAUACCCCAGGAGGUGUGUGUGAUCUAGCCAACAGCCCUGCAACUUUCCCCUUACAGUGUCCUUCGUCGUCAGAUACAAACAGUUUCACACUACUUGAAAAGGAUCCAGAUAUGAGAAUUCUCAAAGAGAAAACCAUGAUGACUUCCAGAAAAGUGCCAGACCCUGACAUGGAAGACUCUCCUUUAUCAGAUACUGCAAAGAACAUACAGAGUAGUGGAUUCAGAGGCUCUCUGCCAGUGACAAAGAGUGAUCCAUUCCAGAAAGAGCAAGAUCAUCUGGUAGAAGAGGUUGCCAGAGUAGUUCUAUCUGAUUCACCACAGCUCUCUGAAGGAAAAGAAGUAAAAUUGGAGGAGCUAAUUGACACUCUGAUUUCUAAUCCUUUCUUAACCAGGAAACAAAUUCCCCGAACUCCAGAAAACUUGAUAACUGAAGUCAGGAGCUCAUGGAGAAAAGCUGACACUGGAGCUAACAGAAGUUCAGAUGCGAUUCUGGUAGAUGCCGGAGGUAGAGACAUGUCACCAGGGUCCUCACCAGCACUGCACAGCCAGAGGGACCUCAGCAUGGCUAUUUUUUCCUCAGAUUUCGAUCAGUCCUACUUACCUGAACAGAAAGCUGUUCCAGACCAGCUCAAGAGCGUGCCUCAGAAACCUUUGACAACUCAGAUCGGUGAACCCCCAACAGAAGAUGAGUCUGACUUGAUAAAUGAGAAAAUGCUUUGUGAGCAAGAUUUAGAGUGUGCAACCACCAGGCUUUCAGACACUGGACAAAUGGAGGCAUUCUCCCGUGCUAUGGGCAGUGGAAUAGAUGUGAUGGGUAGAAGUGAAGAGGACUCUGUUCAAGUAUCGGACCACUCACAGGCUUCUUGCAGUGAACCUUCCACACGUAAAACUCUGUUAUGGGACUCUUUUCAGAGGUUGAGUGGCAUUGGAAUAUUGCAUGAGACUCUUCCAGAAGAAGUUGGUCACCUAAGUCUUAAUAGUUCUACUAGUUCAGAGACCAGUUUUAGACUGGAACCGAAUAUUUAUGUGCACAGUGAUGCUUUUCCGGGUGAUGCUGGAAAAAGACAAGCCACUGCAGAAGUAGAUUCCAGUUCAAAGGCUAUUUUCAGUAGUUUGGAGACUCUGAAGAAAUCCCUUAACAAGAUAAGGAAAGAAUCUCACCUGUCUCAUUCCAAGACACUUGAAAAACAUAACUUAGAAUUGAGCCCUAUAGCCAAAGACAUGCAAGCGGAUGAUCCACAUACUGUUUUGGGCACUCAGGAUUUGUUUAUUGACUACACAAAGCCAUCUUCCCACAUAUCUCUUGAUGAAAGAACACAGUCUGUAUCACCACUAACUAAAGUUUCUCUGCUGGAGCAAAAAUUGAGGACUGUGUUACCAUGUAGUCUCAGGGAAUUUCUGCCUAACUUAAAAGAAGAAGAAAUCUCAAAUAAGAGCCUUGAAGCAAGAGAAUCUCUGAUUUGACAAGAUGAAGCAGUUUCCAGUUAAUUUAGCUGUGAUGCUAAAGCAGAAGCCUUGUCACUCAACUGCAGCUGAUCUAGACACAUGCAUUGGAAGUAUAAUACUCUUUUUCCAGGGUCAAAGAAGUUUCGGAUGCACUUUGGCCUCUUGUAAUGUCUUUAGGUGUUUAGCUCUUUUCUGAUAAAUAUAUGAGGUUGAAAUGUGAAGUAUUUAGAAAUAGCAAAUGUCAAGUUUUGGGAAACUAUUUUGAUUCCUAGAAUACUCUUGUAACAUAAGUUAAUGGCAAAUGUCAUAGUUGUGUUAAAAUAUCAGUUAUUAACUUAGGGUGAGUGUGUAAUCUAAUAGCCACUGAAGAGCCUCAUCUUUCAUUUUAGACAAACAAACCUUUUUAUUGAAUCUUUAUGGCAUAUUUUGGUACUAAGAAAAAAUGAGUGCAGUGUAGUGCCUUUGGAUGUAUAGUAAGAACAACAGAUUUUAAAGUUUGUGAAAUUGUAAACAGGCUUAAUGAAUUCCAAGUAUAUUGAUCCUGAAGAAUGAUGUUGAUGGGAUAAAACACAUGUUAUAAGUAAAGACAAGACAGAAUGAAUUGCGAAAAAGAGGAAAGGUAGAAGAUGACCAGACAUUUAAAGAACACUGUCAAACUGUACUAUUUUGUUUAUGUAGAUUGAGAAUUAAACCCUAGUUUAUAUUUAACAAAAAUAUAAAUGAAAAAUUCACAAAUCUGUUUUACUCUUGUUGCCUGUGGGUGUUGUUUUGGGAAAAGCAGUAAGUUUUAUGUUACUGGUCAGAACUAUUAAAGUUCCCUAGUGCCUACAGAAUAUCCAAAAAUAAUUUGAGAAAAAUGAACAUGGAUUUAAGUAAUUAUAACAUUUGUACAUUUUGUAACAUUUUGCUUUAUUGUCCAGGCCCCUGGCCCAGAAAUUGUUUUUUUUUUUUUUUUUUUUUUUUUUUUGGUAACAUCCAAGUAAUGAAUACAUGUGCCUGAAUAAGAAUGGCUAGAAGAGGCACUGAAAGGUGGAUUUAUCUCCUUCAGUUCUGUGUAGAGCCUCAGUUUGUAACUAUCAAAAUCUUGUCCCCAAGUCUUGUGGAAAAUGAGGGAGGAGAAAGGUUGGAGGAAAGAGUACUGGAAGUGGUUGAGUGUCAGAGGACCAUGUAACAGCUCCUUCUUGGCAGUGGAAAGAGAGGACGAGUUCCAAAUGUGCUGGGUUUCACGAAUACAGCAAAGCAGGGACUGUACGGUCUGCUUUACAGACAGCCUAGUAUCUAAAUUCUGAGUAGCAUAUUAGGUAAGAGGAGUGACUGUCAGCGCUUCUGUCACGCCAGAGCCAAAGCUAAGUGUUUAAUAUGCAUGUUUAUUUAGCCUUCAUAAUUGAGAUAGCAGGUAUGCCGAGCCUGCGGGUAUUGAAGCUAGGGAGAUGAAAGGCUGGAGUGGAAUGCAGGGGCCAACUGUGUUAGGAUCAUCUGGGAUGCCUUUUUAAAAUGCUUGUCUAUGAGAGGGCCUGGAAAUCUCAUCUCAGAUAUGAUUCCCUGGUAAUUUAUAAGUUCUGAAGGAGACCCUCAAAUAGUAGGGGUUUCCUCCUGGACCCUGGAUUAGGCACAAACCAUACCCAAACACCUGUUUUCAUAGAGAUCCUUUAUUAAGUGGGGAAGAAAAGCUAAAGUGGUUGCAGAAAACAGCAGCAAAUGACCUUGCAGGUGUAAUUGUUAAGAGGAGAAAAAGGGGAGGUCUGUGUUAGAAUGGGCUAGGAUGCGGUGGUAAAGGAGGUUACGAAGGAGAAGGGGAAGGAAACAAGGGAAAGGGGGAAGGAGUAUUUGUCCUGGAGGGACAAAGGACUGCCUCUGGAUAGAGAGGAGACAGAUGUGGCAUAUAAGCAAAUGGCAGUUUAUAAAGUUAAAGGGGGAAACCCUGUGUUCGGAUGAGGUAUUUAAUUUUAAUUGGGCAUGUGAUUCUGAUUGCUGGGUUUAAUACUUUGGUAACUGGACCUUGGUAAUCAGCCUCAGGAGGAGGAAGUGGCCAAAUAAGGAAAUAGACCUAGGUUGCUAGCUUUAGGAAUGUAAUGUAUUUUGUAGCAAGGCAGAGGGAAUGUGAGGGAAGGCCUGCCAGAGCCACAUGUUUGAAUGGACUAGUAUCUCUUCAAUAGUUUGCUGCUAAGAGGUUGCGAUUCAUAUUAGCCUCAAGGUACCUUUUUUUUUUUUCUUUUUGUUUUUCGAGACAGGGUUUCUCUGUGUAGCUUUGUGCUGUUCCUGGAUCUCGCUCUGUAGACCAGGCUGGCCUCGAACUCACAAAGAUCCACCUGCCUCUGCCUCCCGAGUGCUGGGAUUAAAGGCGUGUGCCACCACCGCCCGGCACCUCAAGGUACCUUUAAGAAGUGGUAUGCUAUUGUAUGUGUAUUUUUCUAGGAGCCCUUCAUUAUGAGAGUCAAAAGAUCAAGUAUCUGGAUAUUUUGGAGUUAUGAGUCACUGAAAUUUACCUAUGAUCUGCUGAAUGUUCCUGACAUGCCUAUUUCCUGUUUUCAGCACCAUGAACAAAAUCCCAAAUUUGUAAUUUCUCCAAAGUGAUUAUAACUUAAUGCUUUUGGCACCUUCCCAUCCAGUAUCUCCUGAGGUUCCCUUUGAUGAUAAGGAAUUACUUUGAUCAUGUCAGGUCCUUGCUUAGAAGUCCAUUCUAGAAUAGGGUUCUAAUUUAAAGACAGAGUUCUCCUCUUCCUUCCCCUGGGAUCUUUUAGAGUACUUACCUUGCCCUUCUAGCUCAUCUCAGUUCUUUCAUUAUUUUGACUUGAAAAUUUUAAUAACCUUUAAUUAUACCAGUUAGUUAUUUUUUAAAUUUUGUUUUCGUGUGUGGAUGUUUGCCUGCAUGUCUAUGUACCACUUCAGUGCCUGGUCCCCACGGAGGCCUACAGAGGGAGUCAGAUCCCCUGGGACUUGAGUUACAGACUGGUGUUAGCUUCCAUAUGGGUGCUGGGACUUGAACCUCGAACCCCAGAAUGAACAGCCAAUACUCUUAAUCACUGAGGCAUCUCUCCAGCCAGUUAUAGUUCCUUUUAAAGCUCAGAACAGCACUUAAACCCUUUAAUUAAUAAAUAUUUUAAGCCAGGCAUGGUGGUUCACGCCUUUAAUUCCAGCACUUGGGAGGCAGAGACAGGUGGAUCUCUGAGCCAGCCUGGUCUACAGAGUGACAGGAUAGCCAGGGCUACACAGAGAGACCCUGUCUCAAUAAACCAAAACCAAAAAACCCACCUUUAAUCUCAGCAGUCAGGAGGCAGAGGCAUUUGGAUCUCCAAGUCUGGUCUACAUAGUGAGUUCCAGGACAGCCAGGGCUUCAGUAAGAUCCUGUCUGGAAAACAAAGCUUAGAACAAAUCACAUUUUCCACCUGGAAGUCUUAAUCUGUCCUCCCUAGGUCCAUGGUAUUAUGUCUUUUCUGAAGUGUAUUGUUUAACUUUUGUUGUUUGUUUUAUAUAUAUUGGUGUGUGUGGGGUAGGGGGAGAGGGGGGUCUUACUAUAUUGUUCAUGGUUAGUCUCAGCUCACAGCAAUCUUCCUUCCUCAGCCUCCCAAGUGCUGGAACUAUAGGUGUUUGCCUAGCUUUCACUUAGUGUCUUCAUUAGACACCUCCCCAAAUUGUAUGUGAUCUCUGAUCACAGCAGCUGUGUACAAACUUAGAUACCUACCUUCUUAACUAUGUAGAUGUCUCUGGGGUAUGCAUGUGCAUGCACAUACAUAUCCCAAGGGUCACAGAUACUUAAGUAUUGGAGUUUUGUGUGCUUCUAUGACUGAAUAAAAGAAGGGGUAAAUAAGUUUUUUCUUUGGUCACAUAGAGUGUAACUUGUUCUCUUCACCAAGAUUAAAAAGCUGUUCAAAUGGAUUUCUACAUUAAGUAAAACUUUAGAUGCAAGUAUGUCCCAAUUAUUAUUGAGGGGGUGGGAUCAAACCUGUGAGUGCUAAGGAUGCACUCUCUGUCCCUGAAAGUUAAAUGUUUCAAGAGGGCAAGCACGUAAUGUUGCUGUGCAUGAAAAAUGUAACCCAGUAGGAUAAAGAAUAGUUUGAGAAGUUAAAGAACAUUUGGAGGGCAGGGAUUCAGUUUAACAAAUCUAGUUUAUUAUAUAUAUUUAGUAUAUAUACUAAACAGGUAUUUUGAAACCUUUACUAUAUUUUCUUAGUUAUAAGGCAUGCCAUUUAUUUUAUCUAAAGUGUAAACAGGAAUUCUUGAGACCUGUAUAAAAGCAAACUAUUUUUUCCCCGAGUGCACUAAAAGAAAAUGUGUUCAAGACAUGUUUAAUGUGUGAAGACAGUAUAAACUUCAGAUGCCUGGUUGCUCUAAAGAUCACUUUUCUUUAUGCACCAAGAGCUGGCGAGUCCAUACUCUUAAGUGGAAAAUGUCUGUUUCCUAGGGACUGUUUAUAAGUGUGUUCCUCAUACUAUUGUCUAGAAUAAAUAUUCAGUGUUGUACCACC
Messenger RNA from Peromyscus californicus insignis, 7515 nucleotides. RefSeq names its product HAUS augmin like complex subunit 6 (gene Haus6). Gene Ontology annotation, cellular component: HAUS complex; mitotic spindle microtubule. The coding region runs from base 267 to 3068 and encodes 933 amino acids. Gene Ontology annotation, biological process: spindle assembly. Gene Ontology annotation, molecular function: microtubule binding. NCBI's taxonomy places the organism in Eukaryota, Metazoa, Chordata, Mammalia, Rodentia, Cricetidae. The record is from RefSeq and is a predicted model, not a curated record. The transcript is spliced from 17 exons.